AUGACGGAAAAUUGCUCUGUGGAUUAUUUAAUAUUCAAAAAAUAAGAUUUUACGAGAAUUUUCGCGAAAAUGUGGAAUAAUGGAAUGCCUCCGAUGAAUGCUAUGAAUCCCCAAGCAUGGGGACCAUCGCAAGAUCCGACUCUUUACAUCCAGCAACAACAACAACAGAUGACUCCAGAACAAUAUAAACAAUGGGAGAUCUAUUAUCAGCAGUACAGCGCUUGGUACGCUCAAUACGGCGAACAAUAUGCCGCAACGAUGGCUGCUCAAGGCGCCUUUCCGGGUACUCCAACAGCUCCAUAUCCGAAUUAUCAGCCUCCGCCGCCUCCUUUGCCGACAGAACCUGCGCCGCCGCCGCCUUCUGAGCCAUCACCAAGCACUUCGAACACUUCGACGGGAUAUGUCGCUGCCAAAGCUGCUCCCGUUACAUAUCAGCAACCCUCGCAACCAAGACAGGAUCAACCGGAAAUGCCCUUACAUCAACAACAUCAAUCACAGCAACCGUAUCAGAGCCAAGUUUCGAGCAAAUGGGGACACAAGCCACAAAUUAAGACAAAUCAGAGGAUUCAGUACGGCGCGACUCGUACAAUGGGACAACAAAAUAAUCAAAAUAACAAUCGAAGAGACCAAACCCCGAAUGGACAAACGAAUAUUCCCCCAAAUCGACGAAUUUAUCACGUAAGUCAACCGCAGCAGCAACAAACUCCCCCAAAACCGAGCAAUAACCAACAACCGCCUUCAAAUAAAACCACUGACGAGCCUUCCGAAGAGGAAAAAUUCUUCGACGAUCAAUUCACAAAGUGGGAAAAGGAGUUUGAGAGUUGGCGAAAGCAGAAUAUAAACCAUCCCGAUAAGAAAACGUAUGCCGAAUACGAAAGAAAGUUCCUCGAAACACGCGCAAAGCUCCUCGAACGACGCGAACAAAUGCGCCGGAAGAAAAAACCGCCUGCGGUACAAGUGAAAACCGAGCCAGAAGACACGUAUCAAAGGGAAUCUCCGAAAACGUGGCAACCACAGCCCAUAAAUAGUGCAGAAAUUAAACCGGAAGCGAUUUUUCCCGUUGUCGCUAAUAAUGCGGGAUCUAUUCCAGGCUUUGGAUUCGAUGGCGAGGACGAAAUUAAGCAAGAACCUGUCGAUACGGAAGCGGUGCCAUCGUCAUCGAACAAAAAAUCAGCAAAACCCUUGUUGGAUUUGAGAGAAAAUAUCCAAAAUGCUCCCGUUUCGAAUGAUUUACAGCAACAAUUGGAUACUUUGCUUGAAAAUUCGCAAGUUUCGGCGUUGUUAACUCUUGUAAAUCUCACAAAUGAGAAUUUAAACGCGAUUCAGUUGAACGCCUUGAAGCCAAUUAUCGAAGCACUGAAACAAUUAACAGGACGGGGUGAUAAAGAAAUUAUAAAAGCGUUGGUUGAAGUCUCCAUGAGGUUGAACAAUAACUCAAAUCAAGCAGAAGAAGUGCCACAAGAACCGGAAAUGCAGGAAAAUGAGCCGUUAGUUCAUGUCGCAGCAGCGGGAAUUAAAGUCAUGCCUCCUGUCGAAUCAUUCCAGCAAAUGCAACCUCCGCCAUCGAUGAAUCAAUCAUGGCAGGAAUUCGAUCCGAGUUGGAAUCAACAACAAUCUUGGCAACAAAAUCAAUUUUUCAACAUGCCUCCUCCUUCGACAAGAGCUCCGAAUGAUAAUCCGUCGUUAAAUAACGUUCAAGAACGACUUUUGGGACUUUCACAACCAAAUUCGCAGCAUCAACAAUUUAACCAAGCUCCUCCGCCGCCGCCUGCUGAAACUCCCAUGAACGAUAACAACAUGUUUGCACGUCGCAACAACUUCCGCGACGAGUUUGAAGCGAAUUUUGUCGAUUACGGACAUCAAGGAAAUCGAAAUUUUGGUCGUGAAAACUUUUCGGACUACCCUCAGAACAGAAAUCAACCACGAAAUAUGAACAAUGGAAGAAAUAACAACAAUAGAAAUCAAAAUCGUCGAAGUUUUAUGCCUGAAGAGUCCUUAGAUUACGGCGAAAGUAAUCCAACGUAUCCAGGAAAGUGGAUUUUAAUCAGUGAACGACCCCCGUUGAUUCGUCGCACGAAGCGUGGCAAACGUAAGAACCGAAAAGGGCAAAUAAUUGAGUCGAAAAAGUGGCCUGGCAACAAAAACAAUCCUCAAGAAUCGACUUCUGAAGCGGAAAAACCUCCUGAAAGCUCGUCAAAUGGCACAAAAGACUCGGAAAAUGAGGAAAACGUUCCCUUGUUAUGUGAUAAAAAGCCCGUUGAACCGUCUCCGAUACCCGAAUCGGAAUUUCUUGUCGUGCCAAAGUACGGACCAUAUCCAAAAACGACGACAUUACGCAUGCACAAGAACACAAUCUCGCUCGAUGAGAUCCUGCUCGAACCUGGAAGACUCACAAGGCCCCCGAAAAUUGUCAUAAUCUUUCGCGGGCCUCCAGGAAGCGGAAAAUCUGUGUUAGCUAAGUUGAUAAAAGACCAAGAAGCGGUAAUUGGAGGAAAUUCACCGCGAAUUUUGAGUAUCGACGAUUAUUACACGGUUGAAGAAGAAAAGGAGGAAGUCGAUCCGAUCACGGGAAAGAAAACGAUGAAAAUUGAAAGUCGUUAUGAGUACGUGGCAGACAAAGAAGACGAUUAUAUGCAAUAUUUGGUAAGGAGUUUGAAGAAAACUCUCACCGAUGGACUCUUUGACUUUGUUCUCGUGGAUGCGUGGAACGACAAAUUGCAUCACUACUUUGAAUUGCAUGAUUUGGCAACGAAGCACGGAUAUGUCGCAUAUACCAUUGAAUUGCUGUACGCGUUCGACGUUUGUCUGGACCAUAAUGUGCAUAAUCGCUCGCCAGCUGAUAUCAAAAAUAUGAUUGUCAAUUGGAAAUCACUGCCGCCGAAGCAUAUUUUGCUGGAUGCCACGAAUUUGAUUCAAUUUAGCAUGAAUGAAGCCAUCGAAGAAGCCCAAGCUGCGAAUCAAAGUGAACAGGAACCAACAAAAAAUAAUGAAGAGACAGGAAAUGGAAAUGCUGAAGCAAAAAAAGACUCGAAUGAAGACCCGAUCGAUACUCCAAUGGAUUCUAUUGAAGUCGAUUUAGCUGCUGAACAGGAAACAGAAGACUUGAGCGAUGAAGUCGAAGAGACUGGAUUUUUUAAAAGUAAAUGGGAGGAUGAUGCGACAGAAAAUAAACUAGCACGACUCGAUGGCGUCAGCAAACCCCUUCGACACCCGACAAUAGAAGAUUAUUUGCAGAUGGAUGGCUGGGAACCUCCAAAGUCAUCAAGUAACGGCAAAAAAAGAGUAAGAUGGGCAGAUAUAGUUGCCAAAAAUGAACAGCAAAAGAUGAAACAACUUGGAUUUGUGGUUGGUCACACGGAUUGGAGUAAGAUGAUGGAUCCCACAGAAGGCAGUAGUGCAUUGUGCGACAUUAAAUAUAUCGAAAAGGCGCCCAAAUUCCGGAAAUUGGAGUAGAUUUUAGAGGAUUUGUUAUGAACGUUCGAACAGUUAUUUGAAAAUUUUAACGAAAAUAUAGAUUUUAGAUAUUUAUGGUUAAUUAUUGCUUUAAAAAUGUUUUGAUGAGAGUGAUGUACG
This is a messenger RNA of Culicoides brevitarsis, 3573 nucleotides long. Its product is annotated as YLP motif-containing protein 1-like. The transcript is spliced from 7 exons. Gene Ontology annotation, cellular component: nucleus. The record is from RefSeq and is a predicted model, not a curated record. Lineage: Eukaryota; Metazoa; Arthropoda; Insecta; Diptera; Ceratopogonidae. Gene Ontology annotation, biological process: regulation of telomere maintenance. Bases 70 to 3453 code for a protein of 1127 amino acids.